AUGCAAUUGCGAUCUCUCUCCUCGAUCGAAUUACCGCCCACGGCGGACUUCCACGUGCAUCUCCGCCAGGACGCCAUGAUGGAGCUCUGCACGCCGCUGGUCGAAAAGGGCGGCUGCGACACCGUCUACGUGAUGCCCAACCUGCAGCCGCCCAUCAAGACCGUGUCGGAGGCGCUGGCCUACCACGACAAGCUGACUCGUCUGGCGCCCAACGUCAAGUUCCUGAUGUCGCUGUAUCUGCAUCCGGGGCUGACGCCGGAGAUGAUUGCUGAGGCGGCGAGGACGGGGGUUAUCUACGGCGUGAAAUUUUAUCCUGCGGGUGUCACGACAAACUCGCAAGACGGCAUCCUCGACAUCGAGCAGCUGUACCCCGUCUUCGAGGCGAUGGAGAAGCACGAUCUGGUCCUCAACCUGCACGGCGAGAUGAUCAGCUCUCCGCCGGGGGCGUACGUCAAGGAGGACGGUUCCCCCGCGGUGACGGUGCUGAAUGCGGAGCCCAUGUUCCUCCCGCAGCUGCACAAGCUGCAUGCGGCGUUUCCCAAGUUGCGCAUCGUCCUGGAGCAUGUCAGCACGAGGCAGGGGUUGGAGGCUGUUCGGCAGUGUGGGCCGACGGUAGCCGGUACGAUCACAGCACACCACCUGUGGAUGGUCAUUGAUGAUUGGUGCGGCGACGUGUUCAACUUCUGCAAGCCUGUUGCGAAGACGCCAGAAGACCGCGUAGCCCUCAUCAAAGCCGUAGUCGAAGGCUCCGGGAAAUUCUUCUUCGGCAGCGACUCAGCCCCCCACCCGAUCCAGGCCAAGAAAGGCCCCGGCUCGACAGCUGCCGGAUGCUUCACGCAGCCGUACUGCGCGUCGAUCGUGAUCGGCGCCAUCGAAGAGGCGCUCGCCCAGGGGUGGAUCCGCGACGACGAGGUGACAAUCGAUGCGAUCGAAGGCUUCCUGUCCAAGUUCGGACGGGCCUUCUACAAGCUGCCGGCGGCCAGCAGCACGAGCAAAAUCCGACUGGAGAAGAAGGGCGAGAAGAUCCCUGAUGUGGUGCGCUCCGAGGAUGGAUCGGUGGAGGUGGUGCCGUGGGGGAGGGGGAAGGAGAUUCGAUCGAUGAAUCAUCUGGAUAUGAAUUGA
Rasamsonia emersonii CBS 393.64 is the source of this 1122-nucleotide messenger RNA. Its product is annotated as Dihydroorotase, homodimeric type. Gene Ontology annotation, biological process: pyrimidine nucleotide biosynthetic process; 'de novo' pyrimidine nucleobase biosynthetic process. Gene Ontology annotation, molecular function: dihydroorotase activity. Lineage: Eukaryota; Fungi; Ascomycota; Eurotiomycetes; Eurotiales; Trichocomaceae. The record is from RefSeq and is a predicted model, not a curated record. Gene Ontology annotation, cellular component: cytoplasm. The coding region runs from base 1 to 1122 and encodes 373 amino acids. The transcript is spliced from 8 exons.